Molecule: messenger RNA, 780 nt
Organism: Austrofundulus limnaeus
Lineage: Eukaryota; Metazoa; Chordata; Actinopteri; Cyprinodontiformes; Rivulidae
Product: ras-related protein Rab-8A
Exons: 7
Coding region: 242-568 (108 amino acids)
Molecular function (GO): GTP binding; GTPase activity
Source: RefSeq, a predicted model, not a curated record
GUUAUUCAUCAGGAUAUGUGUGUCUGUGUGUAAAACUGAUGAUGAAUACACUUAAAGAUAUAUAAAUAAACAACAACUUUGUUUUCUGUAGGCGCUUCCUUCAUCUUAAAGACAAUAGAGCUCGACGGCAAGAAGAUAAAGUUAGAGAUAUGGAAUACAUGUGGUCUUGAUUACUUCAUAAAAUGCAUGGCACCGCACUGCAAAGGAGCAAAGGGCUUCAUGGUUUUGUACGACAUCACAAAUGAGUAUUCUUUUGAAAAAAACCAAGGACUGGAAGAAAGCGAUGGAGGAACAUGCAUCAGCAGAUGUUGAGAAGAUGCUCCUUGGCAAUGAAUGUGACCUUGACAAAGACAGGAAGGUGUCCAAAGAGAGUGGAGAGAUGCUUACUCAGGAGUAUGGGAUCAAGUUCGAGGAGACCAGUGCAAAGUCCAGCAUUAAUGUGGAAAACGCAUUCUUGACUCUUGCCAGAGACAUGAAGUCAAAAUUUGUCUCAAAAAUGGAAACUGACUCGCAUCAGAGCAGCAGCACUGAAGUGCCUCAGAGAGAGACCAGCUGCAGCUUGUUCUGAGAAUCCAGUUUUUGUGGACAGACAGAUAGUGUGGACUGAGCUUUCUUACUGCACUUUUUCCGCUAUUAGUUUUACUUUUUUCUUUGGCUGAAUUAUAAAGCACUUUGGUAAGCUUUUAUUGUUUUUAUAUGCUAUUUAAACAGAAACAAUGACAUUAUAUGUAAAUUACCAUCAUUAUAUACACUCACCGGCCACUUUAUUAGGUACACCUG